AUGCCUAAGCUGCGUAAGGCCGACCCGGUCGUUGCUUCGAAUACCCUCUCAGAUAGUCCGGACACCAGGAAACGCAAGCGAAGUGCUGCAGUCACUGUCGACGGGCUUGAAGGUGACCCCAGUCCGAGAAGCCAAAAGCGUGCAAAACCAGCUGAGGACCGCGCGGACCUCACACCGAGAACUUCUCGAAAGAAGAACAAGGAAGUCGCCGUGAGUGUGGAAGACGAAGUGACCUUUAAAGCCAACACCGCGGCGAGCGGCAAAUUGGCGCUCAACGAGGCCAAGGCGACUUUCAAGCAAAUCGAGACGCCCGCUACGACCACUCGCAAACGAAAAGCCAAAUCGAAGGUCAAGAAAGAGGCGGGAUCUGACUCUGGAAUUGAUGACCGUGGAGAAGACAAAAUAGAGCUGGACGAACCGAUCAAACCUAAGCGGAAACGCAAAACGAAGGAAGAAAAGGAAGCCGAAGCAAUGCCUCUUGCUGCCCGAACCGUCGGCUUGAAAAUGUACGUGGGGGCUCAUACGAGUAUAGCGAAGGGAGUGGAAAAUGCAGUCACAAAUUGUUUGCACAUCGGAGGCAAUGCAUUUGCAUGUUUCCUCAAGUCGCAGCGGAAAUGGGAGAAUCCUGCAUUAAAGGACGAGAACAGAGAUGCUUUCAAGAAGGCAUUGAUAGAACACAAAUAUGACGGACUGUCACAUAUCGUCCCCCAUGGGUCUUAUCUCGUCAACCUGGCGACAGAGGAUGAGGACAAGGCAAAGCAAUCUUAUGAUGCAUUCAUUGACGAUCUCCAUCGGUGCGAAGCCCUCGGAAUCCGAUACUACAACUUUCACCCAGGAGCAGCUGGACAGAGUCCUUUUGCAGAGGCGGUCACUAGACUCGCCAACAACCUCAACCGGGCAUUAUCGGAAACAAAAACUGUCGUUCCUCUGUUAGAGAACAUGGCGGCACAUGGCACACUGAUCGGAGGACGAUUCUCGGAUCUCCGAGAUGUGAUCUCUCAGAUCAAGCCUGAGUACCAGUCUCGGAUCGGUGUUUGCAUCGACACAUGUCACGCAUUUGCGGCGGGCUACGAUCUGCGCAGUCCGCAAGAAUUCAAGAAGACGAUGGACGAGUUCGACAGUGUCGUAGGCUUCAAGUACCUCAAGGCAAUACACUUGAACGACUCCAAGAUGCCGUUAGGCAGCCAUAGGGACCUCCAUCAGAACAUUGGCCUGGGAUUCCUCGGACUGCGCGCCUUCCACAAUGUCAUGAACGAACCACGCUUCCAGAAUCUGCCCUUGAUUCUCGAGACACCCUGUGAAGUGCCAGACCCAAGCGACCCCAGAGGAAAGAAGAUGAUCGACGACAAGAAUAUCUGGGCGACGGAAAUCAAACUCCUCGAGAGUCUGAUCGGAAUGGAUCCCGACGGUGAAGAGUUCAGGCGACUUGAGAGCGACCUGAGUGAAAGGGGCAAGAAAGAGAGAGACCAAAUGCAGGCGCAGUAUGAGAGGUUAAGAGAGAAGAAGCUAGAGCAGGAGAGGAAGAAGUUGGCCAAAGAGAAACAACUCGAGAAGGGGCAGAAGAAUUUGAUGGACAUGUUUACCGGGAAACAGGUCGUUAACGGUGCAGCAAAGGGCAAGAAGCCGAAGAAGCGGAACGAAGAGGACGGUUCGCAAAGCGAGUCAAGUAGUGAACUCAGCGACUUGAGCGACCUGAGUGAACUUGAGCGAUGA
Molecule: messenger RNA, 1713 nt
Organism: Fonsecaea multimorphosa CBS 102226
Lineage: Eukaryota; Fungi; Ascomycota; Eurotiomycetes; Chaetothyriales; Herpotrichiellaceae
Exons: 1
Coding region: 1-1713 (570 amino acids)
Biological process (GO): base-excision repair
Cellular component (GO): nucleus; mitochondrion
Molecular function (GO): DNA binding; DNA-(apurinic or apyrimidinic site) endonuclease activity; zinc ion binding
Source: RefSeq, a predicted model, not a curated record